AUGGCAAACAGAACUUUUGUCAACGCAUUCAGACUCAUCAAUGGUUGCCCAAUGCUUGAAAGUUUAUCUCUGGAUGUAUUGAAGUCGCCUCUUCCCAAAUUUCCCAAUUUGAAGCACUUGGAAUUGAAGGGUUCUUUUGGUUCCCCAUGGUUGCUAGUCUUCCAACAUCUUGAUAGCUCUUCCCAGUUGCAGCAUUUAAGUUUUCAAGAGCCGGAAGGAUCUUGCUGGAUUGAGCCGCAGUCAGUUCCACCUUGGAUGCUUACGAAGCUUAGAAGCUUGAAAAUUACAAGAUGUAAGGGGCGUAAUUGUGAUUUAAGGUUCAUAGAAUACAUGUUGGGAAAUGCGGAGGUUUUGAAGAAUCUAACAAUCACAUGUGAAAGCUUGCUCAUGAGGGAUAACACAGCAAAUACAUGCAUUGCUACGGAGGCUUUUGAACCUCUUUUUAUUCCACUUUCCGGUUAA
Messenger RNA from Lactuca saligna, 462 nucleotides. Lineage: Eukaryota; Viridiplantae; Streptophyta; Magnoliopsida; Asterales; Asteraceae. The record is from the annotation of a GenBank genome assembly.